UGGGCCGGCCCGGCCCGAACAGUUCUCCUGCUCGGCGCUGUGCCCGCGUCUUCUUCGCCCCCAAAUCCCCGCCCCGUCUCAUCGCCGUCGACGGAGACGAGGGUUUAGGCGCCUCCACCACGCGCCGGCGUCUCCCCCCCGCUGGAGCCUCUCCUCCCUCGCGCAGCCGGCCGAACCCGCGGCGUUCGGGCGAUCCAUGGAGCCUGCGGAUGCCACGAGGAAGACGGCCCGCCCGCGCCGCCGCCGCCCUGACCGGCUGAGCGCCCUGCCGGACUGCCUCCUCCACGUCAUCAUGUCCUCCCUCAAGGCCCGGCAGGUGGUGCAGACGUGCGUGCUGUCCAGGCGCUGGAGGAACCUCUGGCGCACGGUGCCGUGCCUCGACGUCGACAUCGACGAGUUCAGGGCCAACAGGAGGGCGCCUGGCUCGGGCGGCGGCAUCCCUAAGUACAGCAACCACGGCUCGAGCUCUGACAACAGCAGCUCUAGCUCGGAGAGCGACGGCAGCUCUGUCUACGACCUUGGCUUUGACUCCUCCUCGGAUGACGACGACGACAGCAACGACAAGGGUUAUGAGAGAUUCGAGGAUUUCACGGCGAACCUGAUGAGUCGUUGUAACAUUGCACAGCUGGAUUCCUUCAGGCUGCAGAUUGGCAGUCACCGGGCACCGGCACCUCAGUUUUAUCAUAUACAAGCAGGAGGAUGGCUCCGCCGCGCGAUGAAAUACUGCAGCCCGGAUCCUUCCAGUCCGCGCAAGGGAUUGAGCCCCAGUCCGUGGCUCCUCAAAAGGCUGCAUCUCUGCCAUGUGCUUUUGGAAGAUCGUUUCAUGAAGCAUGUUAGUUCAGUGUGCCGCAAUUUGGAGGAUUUGGAGCUGCACGAUUGCAAUUGUCAUAUCCGGUCAGUCACCUCCGACUCGCUGAAGACCCUGGUUCUGAAAAAUUGCAUAUGGCGCAAGCUUUCUGACAUUGCAUUGCCCACACUGAAGACAUUGGUUAUUGAUGGUGGCCAGAACAUUUCUGACGUUGUGCUGGUUAUCUUGACCCCUGCUCUCGCUUCUCUGCACCUGGAUGUCAGUGUUGACCACUUCAGUGUUGAUAUUUCAACAAAUCAGAUGCCAUCCCUUGUCAAGGCUUCAAUUCAUCUGCAAAGUCAUACAUAUAGUGCACCCGAAAGUAGUAAACUUGAUGGCGAUCAAUUCAAGCUUCUUUGUGGUAUCUCUAACGUGACAAGUUUAGAGUUGUCUGGUGUUAGUGAGACGGUGCGUGGUGAGAAACCAACAUUCCAAGAAUUCAUGAACCUGAGGAACUUAUUGCUGGACGAGUGUGAUCUCCGUAACGACUUCCGCACAUUAGGAUUCUUUCUGCAGAGUUCACCUAAUCUAGAGAAGCUCACUCUGCGGAACUGCAAGUUCCCGACUUACCCUAAGAAAAAGAAAGGAGAGCCCAACGAGACCUCAUCUUCUGAGUUCCGUGGCCUGGAUUUCAUGUGUGCGAACCUCAAGGUUGAAAUCAUAUGUUCCCAUGGUGAUGCCCGCAAACUCGUCAACGUUCUGCUGCACGCUUCAGGGAAUCUGUCGGAGAAGAACAUUAAAUUCACCAAAGUUAAUUAGGUUAUUGUUGGUCCAGGGCUCCAGGCAUUCUUUGUGGUUCAUGUGGAUUAUGCAGCCAUCUUAUAGGCUCCCUUCAGAUUCCUCAAAUCGCAGCCAUAUACUUUUGACUCAUUUCUAGGUGAUGCAGGCCUUUGCUCUAGUGACUACGUAUGCUAUUGGUUUUUACUCUGUUUCUUUGCUUUAAGGAUAAUGCUUGCCUCUGGACAUGUUUGCUAUCUGUGUUCCUUUUUUCCCC
Panicum virgatum (switchgrass) is the source of this 1841-nucleotide messenger RNA. Its product is annotated as MEIOTIC F-BOX protein MOF-like. NCBI's taxonomy places the organism in Eukaryota, Viridiplantae, Streptophyta, Magnoliopsida, Poales, Poaceae. The coding region runs from base 197 to 1606 and encodes 469 amino acids. The record is from RefSeq and is a predicted model, not a curated record. The transcript has 4 exons. Gene Ontology annotation, molecular function: protein binding.